Molecule: messenger RNA, 3966 nt
Organism: Encephalitozoon intestinalis ATCC 50506
Lineage: Eukaryota; Fungi; Microsporidia; Unikaryonidae
Product: putative Gcn1p-like translational activator
Exons: 1
Coding region: 1-3966 (1321 amino acids)
Source: RefSeq, a predicted model, not a curated record
AUGCCAGAAAAGGUUGAAAAGAAGGACUAUAACUAUCAUUCUUCGAAACUUGAGGAUUUGCUUCUCCGUCUCCCUUCCGAGAAUAAAGGGGAAAGAAUCAAUCUUGAGGGCUGCAUCCUGCAGGCUUUGGAAAUCUUGUUUGGCAAGUCAACAGACUAUCUAAUCCUUGGACUAAAAGCAUGCAAAGCCCACAAGCUCGGCCUCUUUCAUAAAGAAUCCAUCAAAGACUUCAUGAAGAAAAACGAGCUAGUAAACGGGUAUGUGGGGUCUUUCUUUGCCUGGUUGGUGGAUUUCUUUCCAAUAAGUUUUGUUGAAAUACUUUUUGAGGAAGAGGCUACAAUCUUUAAGCACUACACAAAGGUUCUUAUGAAGCUUUAUAAGAGUCCGAAAGUUACAGAAUCUAGAUUGGCGACUGAAAGACAGGAUUUUAACACUUUAAGUUGCAUUACAAAACCUAAGAUAGCUGGGUUGAUUAGAUAUCCAGGGGUUGUGACCUAUUUAACUAAGAAUUUGAUGUAUAUGAACGAGGAGGAAAGAUUGUUUUUAAUCAAAAGAUAUUUGAAGCGGGAAGACUUCGAAUACUAUCUUAAUACGCUCAUUGAUAGGUCCCAAACUCCAGAAAAAUAUAGAGCAGAUCUUGAUGAAUAUCUUAAAAAUGGAAUUCUUGAAGACAGAUCUGGAAAAUAUUCCGUGUUUAUGAGAGUCUACAAUUUCAUAAAGAAAAACAAUCAUAAAACUAUCGAAGAUGUUGGAGUAGUUGAAAGAGUGUUUGACGGGUAUAGCGUAGAGGAGUUCCUUCAAAGUGACAUUGGUUUAAUCUUUGUUACUCAAACCAUAGAAUAUAUAGGAAUAUAUUCUGGAAGUGUGCAAAAGUGUAGGGACAUCAUAUCUAGAGCCCUGAAAUCCGAUAUUCCAAGAGAUAUAAGCAAGACCUUAUGGAAUACCUUAAUCACAAAUAGAAGAGUAUUUUUGGAAUGCAUAGAAAAGUUCAAGAUCUUUGAAGAUGAGGAUUUGGCGAGAAUUCUUAUUUAUAGAAGAAGUACUUCCAAAGAAGAAGGCCCAUCGAUCUACAAAUCGAUAAGCUAUGGAGAUGGCAUUUAUAGAAAAGAGGCCGUAGAAUAUGUAGUGGAAUCUUUUUCAACACAGGAAAUAACAAAUGUGAUGCUUAAACAAGAUAGCGACGAAAGAAGUUUUUUGUUGGAAUGCAUUUACAGAAAGGCUCUUCUAGGUGAGUUUGAUUUUAGAAUAUUUGAAAUCGAAGACGAAGUAUGGGUGGAAAAGACCUACGAUGAAAUAUUCAAGACCUUAAGCCACAAUAUCUAUGACUCCUUGGUUGAGAAAAGACCGGAAUUACUGUUUGAUUAUUGCUUUAGACAUAGAGACCUUCGUAGAAAGUACUUUGAAGAAAUAGAUAAAGAAAACUGCACAAUCGAAGAGGGUAUAUGCAUCCAUAAGAUCCUAAGACACGAGUCAAAAAUGCUAAAAAGUUUGAAAUCCAACAAAUCAUAUGCAGAAGCAGUCUAUGGAGAUACCAAUGAAGGGAAUGAAAUAUACAUGAUGAGUACUCUCAUGGAUCCCAUACCUUCUUCGAAUAUUGUUGAGUUCAUUUAUCUCCUUACAUUAAUACGUCCCGAAGAUGCAAAGUAUUAUAUGUGUGAAUAUUUUGAAGAGAUAUGUGAGCAGGCUACAAACUGUUUAAAGGAAGAAAGCUCUUUCGAUAGUACAGACUAUUCAAAGGUUCUUAGCCUUGGAGAUCUGAGCUUAAUGUACUUGGUUCCGUUCCAUCAGAUGAUUGAAACAAUGUUUUCGGUUCAUCUAAGGAAUAGGUAUCUGGUCUAUACAAUCAUGGACUCACUCCUUGAAUCCAUAGUUGGGGGAGUCCAAAAUCUCCGAUUGAUCAUUUUGAAAAGUAUGGACUCCAACAGCGUUACAUCCCAUCACAUUGUCAAGUACAUUGACACUCUCACACCUCUUCUCCACAAUUCCAACAUCCAGAUAUGCAAUGAAAGUAGAAGGCUUCUUAUGGAGAUCCCCAUCAUAACUCCAGAGCUGGUCUGUCUUAAAUCCCAGAUGGUUCAAUCAAUAAUAGAUAAGAUGUAUGCCAAGUCCUUCUUCAAAUCGAUUAGAAGACAGCAGUUUAACCAUUAUCUUUGCUUUAAUACCUUGAACAUGCUUGUUCAGACUCUUACCAUGCAUAUCAAGGAACUUAAAGAGGAUGUUUUUCCGAUCCUCUCCAGUUUGGAGUUUAUUGCCCAUCCUCAGGACCUAAAGCUAGUAUUCCCUGUUAUAUUCGAAAGCCUAUCUUCAUUCGUUAUUGAAAAUGCAUUUUAUUUGGACGAAUGCUGUAGCGUUGUAGCAUCUCUUAUGAAAUUUGGAGGGGAUAUUUCCUUUGAUCGAUUGAUUGAUAAUAUGGGGCUUUCUCUUCGAGUUAAUAAGUUUUUAGUAAGGUGUCUUAAAGCUUCCAAUAAUGAAAUUGCCGAGAGUGUUAUUAACAGAAUAAUAAGAAAAGGAUCUGGUGAUGUAGACAUUAGAGAAGAUACAGGGGAGGGUUCUCUCUAUGUAGAGCCUUUCUUUCUUGCCUAUGCACCCGAGCUUCCUAUUUUCAAGGAAUAUCUCCCAAUCUUCAAACCUCUUCUCAAGAGACUAUUUCUUAGCUCUGACACUAUGAAGCAAGAAAUAGCGUCAAAGGCCUUUGAGUCGAUGGACAUUCUAGAAUUUCUUCUAACUUGUUGUAUUAUCGGGCAAUGGAAAACAAGGCUUCUUUGCAUAGAGCUGUUUGACAAGAAGGGUGGAGAAGAUAGCCGAGUGCUGGCAAUGCUGUUUAUCUUAAGAAAUGAUACACACUCAGCACUUCGGAAAAAAGCUCUAGACAUAUGGAAGUCCAAAGUGGUGAACACUAACUCGGCAUUAAAGGAUAUUUACAGGACCAUUCUUGGAUCCUUAGGAUACAAGGAAAGCUCCAGUCCAUUUCGUGAUUCUAUCAUGGGUGCUCUAAGUGAUUUAAUCACAAAAUAUAGUGGAUAUGUUGAGAAAUAUCUAGAAGAUGCCAUGAAUGAAGAGCAUGUCGGGAGUAAUGACAAUUCCAUAUCCAAUCCACUAGGGCUGAACAAGUGCGAGGAAGGGCUAAAGAUUAUCUCGAAGAAGGAGGUACUUGAAGUAAUACUAAUGGAAUGCGUUAAGUCAGGUAAGUAUAUGAACCAAGCAUUGGAUUUCAGCAUCCAAAACUCGUCGACGGAUAUUUUCCGGUUGCUCCUCCAAAUCCCAUCGUACAGAGAAAAGGUAAUUGAAAUAGUGGGAAAUAGAAUAGAUGACCUGGUAAUGUCUGAUCUAUUUACCGGAGAUAGCCAUUUAGGAAUUGAUCUGUUUAAAAUGACAGGAAAAACCUCCUUGUUCAAGUUUUUGAAGAAUUCCGAUAAGAUGAGUCUCCUUGAGUCUAUGCUUAUCGAAAAGGAGCCAAAUACGGCCCAUAUAAAAAAGCUUUUGAAAUGCAUGAAGCCGUCUGAAAAGCUGGAGAAAUGUCUUUUAGUGUCUGAUCCUUUAUACACAUCAAUAUUUUACGGAUCUGGAGAAAAAAUGGAUGAUCAAGGCCAUCAAAGAGAGUUAUUCAUCAGGGCGUUUAACACCCUGAAUUAUCAAGAGUUGAAGCCUUUGAUCAUUCCCGACUACCUAAAUCUCCUUCUGGAUGUUUCAUAUAAGAAUGUCAACGAUUCUCAAUCGCUAAUCAAAAUCCUCUGCACCACAAAUUCCCUGAGGGCAUUGGAAAGGCUAAACUACGUUGUUUCCGACAUGGAAAUUGAAGACUCGCUCUUUGUUUUGAGUGGCCAUCUUCUUCGAAACUAUCUUUCCUAUGAGAAAAGAGAGGCAGUUCUUCCAUCCCUCAAUCUUCUAUACAAAAGAUACAGUGCCAAGCUUGGGGUCUUCGGUCUGAUGAUUAGGCGUCUUCUUGAUGAUAGCGGAUAUCUUUGA